UCAGGCCAAAAUAAAGGUCACUUUCAGGGCGUCACUGACUUCCGGCUCAGGGCAGGACCCAGAUCAGACCCGAUGGCGGCGGAGCACGUGGUCAGCGCCUUCCAGCGGCUCCGGGCCGAGCAGCGGGGCCUCGCGGCCAAAGCUUCCGAACUGGAGAUGGAGCUGACCGAACACCGGCUGGUGAUAGACACCUUGAAGGAGGUUGAACCCACAAGAAAGUGUUAUCGGAUGGUGGGAGGAGUAUUAGUCGAACGGACAGUGAAAGAGGUUUUACCAGCGCUCGAAAUCAAUAAAGAACAGCUAGCGAAGCUGAUCGACAGUUUUGCAACACAGAUGGUAUCCAAAGGAAAGGAACUGAACGAAUUUCGAGCCAAACAUGACAUCCGUCUUGUAAACGAGGAGAAAAUGUCUCGAGAGAGCGAGGGAGCAGGGAAGAGUGGCUCAGCGGGUGUGUUAGUGUCUGAGUGACGUCUGUGUCUCUCCUUCCCUUCAUCCCUCUCUCCCUUCUGUUCGCUCCCCCUCUCAUGCUCACUCCAUCUCUUUUCUCUGUCGCUUAAUAUCUGAGGUAAGUCUCACUCCCUCUCCCUCUCACUGAGUGACAUCUUUAUCUCACUCUCUCCU
This is a messenger RNA of Callorhinchus milii (elephant shark), 621 nucleotides long. It is a transcript of the gene pfdn2, whose product is annotated as prefoldin subunit 2. The annotation marks the transcript as partial. The transcript is spliced from 3 exons. Gene Ontology annotation, cellular component: cytoplasm; prefoldin complex. The record is from RefSeq and is a predicted model, not a curated record. Gene Ontology annotation, biological process: protein folding. Lineage: Eukaryota; Metazoa; Chordata; Chondrichthyes; Chimaeriformes; Callorhinchidae. Gene Ontology annotation, molecular function: protein folding chaperone.